GGGGAGGAGAGGAAGAGAGGAAAGGGAGGUAGAGACAAUGACGGAGGGAUAGAAAGACUUGAGCGCUGCUCUGGAGUAAAUCCCCUCAAUCUGAUCAGUGUAUGAGGAAAGAACCAACUAACUCACAGCGUGGAGACACAAGCUUUAAGCAUUUAUCUAUUCUUCAGUGAGGAGAAGAGAAAGAACACAAUCCACAGUAAAACCAAAUUCAAGACCCAUAUGAUUGAGUUCCUCGCAGAUGAGUGGAUAUUUUGGGGAUGGAAAUCUAUUAUUUUGCUUCCUGAUGCCUCUUUCACAUCAGCAAAGAAGUCAACACAACCUUUACUUGAAGUGGCAUCACACAUUUUGAAGCAAAGCCAAGCUUCUUAGUCUGUCUGUCUGAACUCUGAAUGGAGAUCAUGAGGAUCUCUCUGCCUGUACAGCUGUUCUUUGCUCCCUUUGUCUUUUCUUUACUUUCACUCCUUCUCUGGCCGGCAUCUGCCAGCUCUGGGUCUGACUUUGGAGCCCACCCACGCUUUGUGUGCACCCCUAUUCCCUUGGAUGCAGACCCUUCCUGCUUCCCAACAACAGGUCCAAACGUGGGUGCAGCGGGGCCCAGCGGACAGGGCCAUCAAAGUGCACCUCCAGUUGGCUGGUGGGGGGCAAGCGAAGAGGCCAAAGCUACCAUCCUCCACCUUAGGGAGAGUCUCGUCCAGCAGAAAGAGAUCAUCCUGGACCAAAGGGAGACUAUUAGGGAGCUCACAGCCAAGCUCACUCUGUGUGAAGGCUUCGGACGGGGUGCGUCACCUCACGAUGCCUCACACUUGCAUCGCAUGGGAGUGGCCAGCCAUCACUCAUACACUGACAAUGGGCACUAUAGCAACCAGCAUGGUCACCAUGGCAACAGCAACCUCAUACCAGACUCGCCACACUACCCCUCAGUGGGAGGGCAACGAUCUGAUGGAGGGCAUAGCAGCAACAACCACGGGAAGGAUAAACAUGAGACACCAGGGGACGUCACAUCAUCUCCAGAGCAGAUGGAAAGGAUGCUGCAGGCACUGAAGGAGAGGCUGGACAACCUGCAGAAGAGGAACACAUCUACCACGUACUCCAGCUCUCUGAAGGAGCUGCUGCAGAGGAAGAUCAACACACUGGAGCAACAGCUGCACCAUCACACUGACGCCCAUGGUAGCCCGGACCACCACGAUGACGACAGCAGCCACGGAGACGACGGAGAGCAUCACGCUGAUGACCACCACAAUGACAGACACCCGAGUGACCACAAAGACGACCAUCACGAUGGACAUCGAUAUGGUCAUGGUGACAGCGGCAGCCACACAGACCACCACGAUGACAGCCACAACAAUGACCACCACGAUGCAGACAGUGACGAUGAUGAUGGCCGCCACGAUGAUGAUGACGAUGAUGACGACGAUGACGAUAAUGAUGAUAAUGAUAAUGAUGGUGAUCACCAUGACAAUGAAGCUGACAAUCACAGUUACCUUCCACACACGGGAUACAGAGCAAAAGGGCCGCGGACCGGUUUCCACUCACAUAAGCUGGAAACGAUGCUCAAUCAGCUGCACCUCUCAGGUUCCAGCAGGAAGGUAUCGAAAAGUCCCGAUGCUUUCCAGAUCAGCUUCCCCAUGAGGACCAACUAUAUGUACGGGCGGGUGAAGAGGACACUGCUGCAGGAGAUCUUCGCUCUGACUUUGUGUGUUUGGAUAAAGGCGGGAGUGGGACCUGGACUGGGGACACCUUUUUCUUACUCUGCACCCGGACAGGCCAACGAGCUGGUGCUCAUUGAGUGGGGGAACAAUCCCAUAGAACUGCUGAUCGAUGACAAGGCAGCGACUCUGCCCCUGUCUCUGAGUGAUGGGAAGUGGCACCAUGUGUGUGUGACUUGGACCACACGAGAUGGACAGUGGGAGGCCUACCAGGACGGGGUGAAGAGGGGGUCAGGGGUGAAUCUCUCAGCCUGGCACCCCAUUAAAGCUGGAGGGGUCUUCAUUCUGGGACAGGAGCAGGACACCCUCGGAGGUCGUUUUGAUGCCACUCAGUCAUUCGUGGGCGAGAUGUCAGACCUGCACAUGUGGUCACAUGUCCUGAGCGCCAGUGACAUCUAUAGUCUGGCCUCCUGCGGCAGCCACCUCAGAGGUGAUGUCAUCGCUUGGUCUGACACGGAGGUGGAGCUUCACGGAGGCGUCGCCAGGUACCCCUUUGACCCCUGCCACUGAAGGUUGUUACCCUGAUGAUUGUUGGAACAUACUGAAGACAUUUAUCAAGAGAAACCACAGGAGACUGAAGGAGGAUUAAAAUAAUCACUCAGAGCCAAUGCCUUCCCUUUAAACUAAAUCAGUGACUUUUAUAUAAAUAAUGAAAGAAACUUUUUGAUGAAUCUUUAUUUACAGAUGAGACUGUAGAGACUCUGUGGUCUUAGGCCAUUAUUUGUUGUAUCUAUAAGUUAGUGUUUUAUUUAAACAGACAAGUGCUGUAUGUGACAUAUUGUCAUAUUGUUAAUAAGACUAAAUAAAGUCAGGUCUGUGCUAAUGUUUGCAGGCCUUACACGGGUUCAGUUGUGGUGACGUAACAAACUGUAAGUUGUUAGUUUGAAUGAAAUUCAUAGAAGUGUUUUUUUGUUGUUGUUAUUUUUCCUGAUCUGGAUUCUCUUUUUAAAGGUUUCCAUGAAACAUACAGCUAAUUCACCAAAGAAAUGUAGAAUUCAGUUUAAACUUUGUGUUCAUUUGUUCCAAUUUUAUGAAUGUCUAUCAUAGAUAGAUUGAUGUUGGAUUUUGACAGAAAUGCUGAAGAUCCUGUGAGACAACGUGUUUAACAGUUAUUACACAGACUCUUGCCUCAGUUUUGUAAAAGGGCUUCUUUGGAAAAUGUUGAUUAUACUGUUUUUUCCCAACUUUUAUAUGUUAUCAAUGCAAACAAAUCACAUUUAUCACUGAAUUAGUUUGUAACUUUUGAUGUCCAAUGCACUGUGAUUUUGUGACUCUGGCCUUGAUUGUAUAUUUAUUACUGUACAGAACUUCUUUUUGUUUUUUAGUGAGAUUAGAAUUUUCCCAUUGUGUUAAAGUUUGUCCUUUAAAAGUGUUUAAAUAAAUGCGUGAGAGUUUAA
Archocentrus centrarchus (flier cichlid) is the source of this 3103-nucleotide messenger RNA. RefSeq names its product neuronal pentraxin-1. The transcript has 6 exons. The record is from RefSeq and is a predicted model, not a curated record. Lineage: Eukaryota; Metazoa; Chordata; Actinopteri; Cichliformes; Cichlidae. The coding region runs from base 390 to 2216 and encodes 608 amino acids.